ACAGUAUCAAGUGACAGUAGUCGUCUGUGGUGACGUCACUCUACGUUGGGUUGAACCAUCCAAUCCGUUGUUGGGAACGAAGAGUGGCUUGUGUUUGAAAAUCUUCACUGUCGUUCUUGCUGGAAAUAAGGGUUUGGCAUAUUUUGCGUUUAGCUUGUUGACCGUUUUAACAAAAAAGCUGGCUGGAAACCAGAAUUAUCCACACAGACUACUACACCGUGGGAGGAUCAGGCGAUAACAAUGUCUGGAAGUGACAUGUGCAGUCAUGUUAAGGUGGUGGUUCGUGUGCGGCCCGAGAACUCAAGGGAACUAGAAGGCAACUUCAAGAAAGUGGUUCAAGUUGUUGAUAACCACAUGCUUAUCUUUGACCCCAAAGAGCAGGACAUGACCUUUUUCACUGCACAGAAACGCUGCAGAGAUGUCCGUACGAGAGCCAACAAAGACCUGAAGUUUGUUUUUGAUUGUGUUUUUGGGGAGACGUCUUCACAGAUUGAUGUUUUUGACAACUCUACCAAAGAUAUCAUUGAUGGAGUUUUGAAUGGAUAUAACUGCACCGUAUUUGCCUAUGGUGCAACGGGAGCAGGGAAGACACACACCAUGUUGGGAUCUGAAAACAGCCCUGGAGUGAUGUAUCUCACCAUGAAUGAACUAUUCAAUCGAAUUGAUCAAGUCAAGAAUGAAAAAAUUUUUGAUGUUGCUUUUUCUUAUCUUGAGAUUUACAAUGAGAACAUCCGGGACUUGCUGGCCAGCUCUGGAUCCCUGGCUGUUCGAGAGGACAGUACCAAAGGAGUGGUGGUCCAAGGCCUCACCCUACAUCAGCCUAAAUCAGCUGAGCACAUCCUUGAAGCUCUGGAUUAUGGCAACAAAAAUAGAACGCAGCACCCAACUGAUGUGAAUGCUUCCUCCUCACGAUCCCAUGCAGUGUUCCAGGUCUAUUUAAGGCAACAGGACAAGACAGCCAGCCUAAAUCCAAAUGUAAGGGUUGCCAAAAUGAGCCUCAUUGACCUGGCAGGUUCAGAGCGAGCUAGUGCCACAAACGCCAAGGGAGCCCGCUUCCGGGAGGGAGCCAACAUCAACCGCUCGCUGCUGGCUCUGGGGAACGUCAUCAAUGCCCUGGCUGACCCUAAGAGCAAAAAAGCCCAUAUACCAUAUAGGGACAGCAAGCUUACUCGGCUUUUGAAAGAUUCCUUGGGAGGAAACUGCCGGACCAUCAUGAUUGCCAACGUUAGCCCAUCAUCCCUGUCUUAUGACGAUACCUACAAUACUCUAAAAUAUGCAAACAGGGCCAAAGAGAUCAAGUCUUCCCUGAAGAGCAACGUAGUCAGUCUUGACAGUCACAUCAGCCAGUAUGCGGUGAUAUGUGAGAAGCAGCGUGCAGAGAUAAUGGCUCUGAAACAGAAGUUGAAAGAGUAUGAGGAUAGAAAGACUGCAGCCCCAGACAAGCACGCAGAUCCUUUAUCCGUUUCCACUAAGACGCAAGCUGACUUUGAGAGGAUGAAAGAGGUCCUGCAGCGCAUGUUCACCAGCCGGGUCCAGAUCCGUAAGGACUUCCUGGUUCUGGAGAGGCAGCUGAAGGAGAACGAGCUGCGGCAGACCCACAGGGAGGACUGCCACCAUCAGGUCCAGCUUCUCUGCGCUGAAGACAAGGCCGUCAAGGCCACCUGCAAACACGAGCGGAGGCUGGCCUCUCUGCUCACCCACAGGCAGCAUCUCAAAAGGAGGCUUUCGGAAGUAGGGCACCACUUCCUGGAAAAUGAGAGCUGGCUGCACCGCGUGGAGAACGAGAUGAAGCUGCUGUGUCAGGACGGGAAGGUUCCCAAGGUUCUGGAGAAAGAGCUGCAGUGCCACAAACUACAGACACAAGUAGAGGAUCUUAAACAACACAUCGAGCACAUGACUCAUCUCAUUAUUCUUCAGGACCAGGAAAAUAAACACACUAAGAAAAUGGUGAGCGCCAUGUUGCCAGUUUUGCGCAGCCAGUACAGUGCUCUGAAAGACUCGGGCCUGGCAACCUCCUCCCACGAUUCUAAGUACCAUGACCUGGAGCAGCUGGUCCUGAGGGAGAGGGGCGUGGUGUGGGCAGACCAGCGAGAGGCGGAGGGGUGCACCGACGCCGCACCCAGCCAGUCGGAACUCACAUCUAUCCUGAGUUUCUCACACCUCGUCUGCCACAAGAGCACUCCCUGCAGUGCUGAGAAAUUAAGGAAGAAAUCCUCCCAGAGCAUGCAACUGUCUUCAUUAACACAAGGGUUUGCAGACCAGGAAAAUAAGGAGAACCCCCAGCCCGCACCUGCCGAUGUUCAGCCCCGGAAGCCCACCAGAAGGAAGCUGACGGUGUCCCCUCCGUGUUCGAACGCUCCCAACUCGGCCCUGCCUCACUGUCUGCAAGGCCUGCAGGACACUUUCAGACAAGAGGGCAUCUUCCCUCUGCAGUACACCCCCGAGUGCCACGCACCAUCCCCCAACCUCAUCCCCAACUUUCAGACCAUCUCCAACGACCACGACGCCACAUUUGACGUAGCUGACAGCGUCGAGCCUUGCUCUGGCAACACCACCAUCACCAUAUCUCCAGGCACCAGCCAACACGACACAACUGGAAGUGACAGAUCCUUCAAAAGGUUAGUGAUACCAACUCUGCUGGAUGACAAGCGUCCCAAACGGUCAUACAUGGCCAUGACAUCCGCUGCUCAAAAAAAGCGGAAACCUACUGGGUUCCCUUUCAACGGUGGCAAAGACUGCACACAAGGCCCGACUGCACCUAAGCGUGUGAAGCAGGACCCAGCACAGUUGAUCAAGCCCAUGCGAGUUCGGCGAUAUGGAGGGUCUGAAGAGAGCAUACCUGAGAGAAGAGUGGUGAGAAGCGUUUCGGAGGGAAACCUUCAACUUGUCGGUGUUCAAAAGCCCAGGUCCACAUUUCUGAGGUCCACAACGCAGAACCUGUUUAAAAGAGUAACCAAGAGGCUGUGAUAGCUUUACCUGGCUGCACACUUGAGAAACUAUUGUUCCCCUCCAUUUGCCGAUGAAAAAUGUUAAAUUUUUAACAUGCAUUUUGUAAGUAGAUUAAGUUUUAACUGUGUACAGAGAAUAACUUGCAAAGACCAUUCCUAGUUCCUUUCUAAUUAUUUUAUUAAAAUCUUAAUCAUUUUAUGCAUUGUCCUUUCUUGUCAGCACAGCAUAUGUAUGUAAAUUGUAAUUCAUCUUCACAUUCUGUUAUUCUUGGUUUCUUAGAUUUUCUUAAUUUUUUUAAAACCAUUGAACUUUGAUGGAACGGAGGGGGGUUAAGUAUCGGAUAAACAUGUCUUGAUUGAGGACAAGUAAUUUACCUCAUAUCCUGACACCUCUGCUACUUUUAUUUAAAUGAUGGCACAUCUUGGUACCAACGAUUGAAAAAAUUGGGGGAAAAAAUACUUUUUUGUGACUACAGAUGGUGAAUUAUUAUAUAUAAUACAUAUGAAUAUAUUAUAUAAAUACAUGUAUUUGAACACAAUAACAUUUUUUUAAAGAAAUGAAAAAUGAACGGAAUGCAGAAUUGAUACAUCACAACAAAAAAUCAGAUAAACAUGAUACUGAUGGCAAAGUUCACAUGGCAAAAGAAUAACCACAGUCGCAGCUAUAUAGCACAACAUGGAGGAUAAACUGGCUGAUUGUUACAAGAUUAGAUAACUUGAACUUGUAUAAUUAUAGCACCCGCACAAUAUAUCCAGAGCAAAAAAGACUGAGUACACAUUGGGGAAUGAUCAUGAACAUGAAUGUGUUGCUUUUUUCUAACAGAAGUCCUGUUGCCUUGACCAUGAAAAUACAACAUCAUUGAGCUUUUUAGUUUGAUGCUGAUGCAGUUUACCAGUUUACUGCAGUACUUUCUGUGCAUAACUCCAUGAUUUGUUUUUUGUGGCUAGCUAGCCAUUUGGCUACAAAAGAGCCUUCUGUCAUUUUCAGCUUGAUAUUCUUCCUUUAUGAAGGUGAAUGUUUAACUGUAGCAGUAAGCCACAACUGAUAUCAAAGCUAAACUUAUCCACUAACAGGACACUUUGGUUUUUUCCUUAGUAAAUGAAAUCCAUUUCUCCUUCUCUAGUCACAACUUCUAUGAUUUUGGACCCCCCCUCCCCCCCAAUGAAGCUUAUUUUAUUGAUCCUUCCACAGUUGGAUUGUCUCUGUGAGUUGUGGUUAUCUGUAUAUGUCUGAAACUGAAACACACCUCUUUGACUCUGCUGUGCUUGCCACGUCAUUGGCACUCAAUUCCUUGCACUCCGUAGUUUGUAUGGCUUCUGUGGGUGGUGAGCACGGGCUGAGAGGGCAUGUAAAUAACCUACCUUUUUGUUAUUUGAGUAAUAAAUACUACCUUGCUUU
This is a messenger RNA of Anguilla rostrata (American eel), 4347 nucleotides long. RefSeq names its product kinesin family member 18A (gene kif18a). The record is from RefSeq and is a predicted model, not a curated record. The transcript is spliced from 18 exons. Gene Ontology annotation, biological process: microtubule-based movement. Bases 241 to 2967 code for a protein of 908 amino acids. NCBI's taxonomy places the organism in Eukaryota, Metazoa, Chordata, Actinopteri, Anguilliformes, Anguillidae. Gene Ontology annotation, molecular function: microtubule binding; ATP binding; microtubule motor activity.